AUUUUUACUUGGAAUAUACCUAAGUUAUUAUAAGUUAUAUUUAAAUAAUCCACAAAAUAGACAGAGCAAUGUUUAUAUAAAGACGAAAAGCCUUAUGACAUGUUAAAUGAAUUUACCAUUCUUUACAGAAUCCUUCAUUGAACAAUACGAUAAUUUUUACGGUGUUAUGUUCAAAACUAUCUUCCACAAAAAUGUUUUCAAUAAAAAGUUCAGCCUUAAUUAGGAAAAAUAUUAAAUAUGUUUAUAGGAGUUCAAAUAGAUGGUUUUGUAAUAAGAAUGUUUGUGGGUGUAAGUCAGGCGAGGAGUCGGGUGAUGGUGGUGAUGGUUGGCCGAGACGCGUGGUGACCGGGCUGCAGCCGACGGGGGAGCUGCACGUGGGCAACUACUUCGGCGUGCUGCGGCGCUGCGUGCAGCUGCAGGAGCAGGGCGAUGAUGUCAUGGUGUUCAUUGCCGAUUUGCACUCCUUUACAGGACGACAGCAUACAAUCUCUUCCGAUGUGACCAAUUCUUGCCUUGUGACAUGUCAAAUAACUUGCUGUCACCUGCGCAGUAAAAAGCGUUGCUUGUAAUUUGCUUCAACCAGAUAAAUAAGCUUACUUUUCUGGUCCAUGGUAAGUGCAUUGUAUCUCCACUUAGCCAGUAAUAUAUUCUUUUACAUUACCAAUCAAUAUUUUGUCAACUUAUAGGAUUAUAGAAAAGUGUCUAAAUUUAUUUAAUACAUUACAGAGCGUUUUAGGAAUUAUACACAUUGCCCAGGAACUGUUUACAAUGAAGGAUUUCAUAUAUAUCUUUUAUAGUAUAAGGUGGCAAAUGAGUAAGCGGCCACCUGAAUGUGCAGAAAUGGCGACGAGACCCCGCUGCUCAUACACAUCUGCAAUUGCAGAUGCAUCACUUACCCUUAAUUGACGGAGGAGUUGCCU
Molecule: messenger RNA, 920 nt
Organism: Papilio polytes (common Mormon)
Lineage: Eukaryota; Metazoa; Arthropoda; Insecta; Lepidoptera; Papilionidae
Gene: TrpRS-m
Product: tryptophan--tRNA ligase
Exons: 3
Coding region: 192-569 (125 amino acids)
Biological process (GO): tryptophanyl-tRNA aminoacylation
Molecular function (GO): ATP binding; tryptophan-tRNA ligase activity
Source: RefSeq, a predicted model, not a curated record